AUGACCUACCGCAACACAUAUACAAUAUUUUCUCAAGUGAUAGGAAUCAUUUCUCAACUUGUAUGUAUCAUAGUCAUACUUACCUCAUAUAAACUACACAAAAGACGGAAACAGUCGGAUUACAAUUGGAUCUUUGGAUUUAAUACCUGUUUUGACUACCUAUAUGCAUUGAUUUUUACUAUUGUUAAUUUGGUAUGUACUCUAUUUUAUCAUACCAUAACAUACCAUACCAUACCGUACCAUUCCCUACCCUACCUUACCUUACCUUACCUUACCCUACCCUACCCUACCCUACCCUACCCUACCCUACCCUACCCUACCCUACCCUACCCUACCCUACCCUACCCUACCCUACCCUACCCUACUCUACCCUACCCUACCCUACCCUACCCUACCCAAUCUUACCUUACCUUACAUUACCUUCCCUUAACUUACCUUAUCAUACCUUACCCUACCCUACUAAACCAUCUUUUCCAGGCCCCAUUCUUUCACGACGAGAUCUUCGUACUCAUAUCAGAAAGCGACAUUCUACAGUACCUCCCGACUACAGUAGCCCGAUUAGGUUUUACGUUAAACAUUGGUGCUCUUUUACUAGUACCAGCCAAUUUAAGUGUGCAUUUCUGGUACCGCUACAAUAUACUGUGUAAUAUACAAGCCUGCGGGAAGCGACGGUAUGUUAGACAGUAUGCUAUGUUUGGUAUAUGGGUAUUGGUGCACAUGGUCGUGUUUUAUUAUCAUGUUACUGUAACUCAUAAAGACGAACAUUAUAAAUAUAUCAUGGUCAAUCGUAUGUAUCAUUACGAAGUUCCUAGUAUAUUGGGCUUUGAAAAGGUAGGUUUUUAUGAAGAAAGGGGUGUGCAGGCUGCGGUGGACAUGUUAUACGAUGAAUAUUAGUAGGGUUUUCGGGAUUGUAAAGAAAGUUUUUGCCAUUUGAUGCCUUGGAAAGAAAGUUUUUGCCAUAUUAAGUUUUGUAAAGAAAGCUUUUGCCAUUUUCUACAAUUCCAUUUUCAGAAAACCCCAUUAGGCAUGAUGCUGAUGCUAGAUGCUCAAGUGAUGUUUAUCGUACAGUACUCCUUCAUUUUGUACUAUGGCUACAAGAUUAUCAAGAAAAUGAAAGAAAAACGAAUGUUGAACAUGUCAUCGACUCAGAAAGCGCAACAAUAUGUCAUCAGGGUCAUGUUUGUUCAGGUAAGACUUGAAUUUUUGGUCGAUUUUGCAAGAACUUAAUUUACAAAGCAUAAAAUCGCAAGGACUUUCUUUACAAAACAUAAAAUGUCAAGAAUUUUCUUUACAAAACGAAAAAUGGCAAGAACUUUCUUUACAAAACAUAAAAUGUCAAGAAUUUUCUUUACAAAACGUAAAAUGGCAAGAACUUUCUUUACAAAACAUAAAAUGUCAAGAAUUUUCUUUACAAAACGUAAAAUGGCAAGAACUUUCUUUACAAAACGUAAAAUGGCAAGAACUUUCUUUACAAAACAUAAAAUGUCAAGAAUUUUCUUUACAAAACGUAAAAUGGCAAGAACUUUCUUUACAAAACGUAAAAUGGCAAGAACUUUCUUUACAAAACGAAAAAUGGCAAGAACUUUCUUUACAAAACAUAAAAUGUCAAGAAUUUUCUUUACAAAACGUAAAAUGGCAAUAACCUUCUUUACAAAAAAAAUGGCAAGAACUUUCUUUACAAAACAACAAAAAGCAAAGACUUUUUCAAAACAACCCUAUUUCAGGCCCUAUACCCAUUUCUGGUAUUCUUCCUACCAAUAACCUUACUAAUGAUAUGCAUACGACAAGAUUACAACGUAGAAAAACUUGGUUAUGCAGCCUACGGUCUAAUGCAGCUUUUCCCACUACUAAAUUGUCUUUCUAUAUUGUUAUUGGUUCCGUCGUAUCGACGAAAACUUAUGAACGAAGAUACGACAUUAAUACGAUCAACCAUUCAGAAAAUGAUGACAAAUCGACGAAGCGUAAGGACUUUCUUUACAGUUUUAAAAAAUGAAAAAUUUUAUGCAAAUAAUUAAUUUAAAAUGACAUUUUACGGCCUAUUUUUAACUUUUUUUGAAUUUAAGAAAAAUUUUUGAAAGCCGCAAUAACUUUCUUUCCAUUAAAAAAAAUAUCGUAACUGGCACUUUAAGGUAAUAAAAACGUUUUUAACACUAACAUAUACCUAAAUUUCACUUUUCAACAAUUUCAAUUCAAAAGCCACACAAAAAUUUUGAAACUGCAGUAACUUUCUUUCCAUUUAAAAAAGUUGGAAAAUUAAAAAAAUUUCAUUGUAAAACAGUAUAUAUUUUCAGUCAGUGCACUUAUAA
This is a messenger RNA of Bursaphelenchus okinawaensis, 2306 nucleotides long. The record is from the annotation of a GenBank genome assembly. NCBI's taxonomy places the organism in Eukaryota, Metazoa, Nematoda, Chromadorea, Rhabditida, Aphelenchoididae.